This is a messenger RNA of Cuscuta europaea, 2551 nucleotides long. The record is from the annotation of a GenBank genome assembly. Lineage: Eukaryota; Viridiplantae; Streptophyta; Magnoliopsida; Solanales; Convolvulaceae.
GACUUUCGGGCCGAGUAAAAAAUUCAGUCACUGCACAAUAUAAACGCAGUUGGUAACGUCUCCAAAACGCGAAUCCAGCAACCUUCAUCAUGAUUAUGAGUAUGAUUACGACAUCAUCAUCUUCUUCUUCACCACUUUUAUCGUUGAUAUUCAUGUCAUUUCUGUCAAAAUCUUCUACUUCGUAUCUUUGAUUCCGAAAUAACAGAAGAAGCCUUCAGUUACGCUCAUUCCCGCUCAAACACUAGCUACUAGUUUCAGGCCUUCAAUGACACGGGCGAUUUAAAAAUGGCAGAGCUAGGUUUUCAGCAUCAGACGCAAGACAGAGCUCGAGAAAUCAGCCCGGAUUCCGUCAUUUUGGCCACCGACUCCAACUUCAGCCUCUUCUCUUCUUCUACUCCUGCCAGUAUUGAUCGUUCUUCUUUCGCAGCUGACAUCGAGAGCUCUUUCAACCGUGGUUCUCAAACUGGUUUGGCAAGACAUGUUUACUGCGAAGCUUCAGGUGGUACAGUUUCAGAUCCAAACAAACAUGUCAUGCACAAGACUGUCUACCUUAGCAGAAAUGCAAAGGCCAAAGCUAACAAAGAAGAUAGUGGCAUUGCUGAGAUAGGGGACACAGAUUUAUUGUUUGAUUUGGCAUCAACCUCCUUCUCUCAGGCUCUUAAAGAAUGUCAAGAUAGGCGGUCCAGAUCCAAAGCUAAAUUAAAAAAACCAGAUAUGAAAGGAGCUGAUUCGGUAGAUACGAAAAACUCUUUCAUUAGUCAUGCAUGCAUCUCAUCUCCUCAGUAUGGACAUAGGAAGAAACCAGUUAUAAUUGAUAGGAGAGAUUCUAAUACAAAAACUCUGCCUCAAAGUAAUGGUAGAACCUUGCCUUCCAAGUGGAUUGAUGCUGAGAGGUGGAUCAUCAGUCCAAUAUCGAGAGAUGGUGCUGUGAAAUCCAAGAGUGGACCUCUUCGCACUCCUGUUAUUGAUUUAUAUUCUCCAAAAGAGCUUACAUCUGAGGAAGGAAAGGGUGCUUAUUUACAAGCUAGUUCUCCCUCUUCAACUGGAGUGAUGGAUGUAGAUGGUUUAUCAAUUCAAUAUGGGGGUCAUGGCAUUGGUGCAACCUUAGAUUCAUGCAAUGACCUGCCUAUCACAAGGUCAAUUAGUGUCAACGGAUGCCCUGAACUUUUCUGCAUAUCGUCAUUGUCUGAUUUUCAAGAUGAGAGUGACUCCAAAAAAGUUGUGGAUACCAACAUUUCUCGUAUUGCGUUAAAGGAUAUGGGUCAUAUGGCAGCUCAAAUGAUCCCAGAGGGGCAUAACCCAUCAUCUCCAAAAAGAUGCUCAUCACCUCCUCCUACAAGAUCAUCCAUCUUACCAAUUACUGAAGUUCAGUGUUUCCAUUCACCAAAAGAAGAUACGAGGAAUGUCUUAGAUGAGCAGGUUACUCUGACAAGGUGGAGAAAGAAACACAGGAUUCGAAUUCCAGGGGCGAGUGUGGAUAUUUUUGAUUAUUGGAAAAGUAAUGCUGCAAUAGGAGUGCAUUCUUAUGGUCAGGAAAUUUCAAAAACAGCAAACUGUUUAUCCCAAGUCAAGAGGGAAGAAGCAAGGAUAACUGCCUGGGAGAACUUGCAGAAGGCAAAAGCGGAGGCAGCAAUCCAAAAAUUUGAGGUGAAGCUGCAGAAGAAAAGAUCAACGUCUAUGGAUAAGAUCAUGAAGAAGUUAAGAUCUGCACAGAAAAAGGCAGCAGAAAUGAGAACCUCGAUGCUGGUAGGUCAGAAUCAAGAAGAUGUAACGUUCUCUCAUAGGGCGUUAACUCUCAGCCGGACUCAUCAUAUGGGUUCAUUUGGUGGCUGCUUUACAUGCCAUGCAUUUUAGUUAUUCUGAUCCUAUCUCUGCUUGCACAUGGAGCCUAAUUCUGCAGAUCAAUCACAUUUAAGACAUUGCUGUUGAGCCGGUUCUGGGAAAUGAAGUGAUGCAGGUGGCGUUCCUAAUCGGAUGAGGUUAACAUAAUCUUGAAACCCAUGGUCAAUUAAUCCGGUAAACAUUAUCCCUAUGAUCCUACAUAUUAUUAAGACACACCCCUCUCUGUAAUCUUCCCCGAAUAUCCAAGGAAGCAUAAAUCCCCUCAUCACCUCAAAAACUGCAUUGACCUUCUUAGGAAUCAUCCACAACAUUGAGAAGUAGUUCAUGUUAGGUUCUUCCUCACGAACCUGCAUUAGACCCAGUAGUUGUAGGAUCUUCAUGACAAAUAACUCAUAACACAAGCAUACAGAUGCCAACAUUAAGAUCACUCCGAAUGUUGGAUUAUUAUUAACUUAACUGUAUGCUGAUCAUUAAAAAUGACCAUCUACCUUAUUCUAUUAUAUCUCUAAUCGACUGACAGAUAUUGUGUAAUGUUGUAGAACAAUAUUUUUCUUUAAUUGCGCUCUGUCUGGAGACCGAGAACGAAUGAAAGAUGCUAUUACUAUUUACUAAUGACUAUUAGUUGUGUACAACUGGUAAUGCUGUUAUUGGUUGUGACCUGUGAUUAGUAUCAAGUACAAUUGAUGUCAUUUGUGUAUAAUUAUUAAUC